This is a messenger RNA of Rubroshorea leprosula, 2396 nucleotides long. The record is from the annotation of a GenBank genome assembly. Lineage: Eukaryota; Viridiplantae; Streptophyta; Magnoliopsida; Malvales; Dipterocarpaceae.
CCAGAGGAUUGCCUCAAUCUCUCUCCCUCCAUAUAUAUUCUCUCUCUUCUUUCUCUGUCUCUCUCACAUUCCAUUUCUUUUGAUUUUAAUUUAAUUAAGAGGAGUGGAAUAACCAAGAAAGAUAAAAAGGAAACAGGGGGAAGAGAGGAUCCUCUUUUUGGAGAGAGAGAGGGGUAAUGAAGGCCAUCUCUUUUGUUUCCAUUGCUAUCAUUCCUCUUCUCAGAUCUUAGUUUCUCUAAUUUUUGUCAUCUGGGUCAUCUCCAAAAUGGAACUUGGGUUCUUGUUCUGAUUGGUCCUUGAAGUGUCCGAUGAUCCUAGAUUGGAUUUGACAGCUACCCACUUUGUAUUUGAUCGGAUUCUGUCUGUAAGUAGAUAAGAUGGAAUCAGAUCUUGGCAAACUAUUCAUUGGUGGGAUUUCCUGGGAUACUGAUGAAGAGCGUCUUAAGGAAUACUUUAGGAAGUAUGGAGAAGUCGUGGAGGCAGUGAUCAUGAGGGAUCGUAUCACUGGUCGUGCACGUGGCUUUGGUUUUGUUGUCUUUGCUGACCCUGCUGUUGCAGAAAGGGUCAUCAUGGAUAAGCACAUGAUUGAUGGACGAACGGUGGAGGCAAAGAAGGCUGUCCCUAGAGAUGAUCAACACAUUAUAAACAGAAAUGCCAGUGUCCAUGGUUCUCCUGUUCCUGGACGCACAAAAAAGAUUUUUGUCGGAGGUCUACCAUCUUCAGUCAAUGAGGGUGAGUUUAAGAAGUACUUUGAUCAAUUCGGUACUAUUACUGAUGUUGUGGUGAUGUAUGACCACAACACUCAGAGGCCAAGAGGGUUUGGUUUCAUCACUUAUGAUUCAGAAGAAGCAGUAGACAGAGUCCUGCAUAAAACAUUUCAUGAACUGAAUGGUAAAAUGGUUGAGGUUAAGAGGGCGGUCCCUAAAGAGCUAUCCCCUGGCCCCAGCCGAAGCCCUAUGGGAUAUGGUUAUGGAAUGAAUAGGGCUGCCAACUUCCUCAAUAAUUAUGCUCAGGGAUUUAAUCUAACGUCACUUGGUGGUUUUGGAGUCAGGACAGAUGGCAGAUUUAACCCACUUGCUAGUGCUCGAGGUGGGUUUCCUUCAUUUGGUACCACUGGGUAUGGAAUAGGUAUGAAUAUUGAGGGAGGGAUGAGCCCAAGCUAUGGUGGAAGUUCCAAUCUUGGCAGUAGUCUAGGAUAUGGACGGAUGUUGAGUCCAUAUUAUAGUGGUAACUCAAACAGGUAUAACACUCCUAUUGGGUAUGGUUUAGGAAGCGGAAGAGGUGAUUCUGUUUUGAACUCUAAUACUCGAAAUGUUUGGGGAAAUGGGGGCCUUAACAGUGCUGCAAAUGCUUCCAAUGAUGGUGGUUAUUUGGGUUCUGGAACUGGGAGUUUUGGUAUUUCAUUAGGAAACAGUGGAGCAAAUUGGAGCCCUUCUCCUGUUUCAGCUCAAGGUGGAGGGAGUGCUUUCGGCUAUGGUGGUGGGAGUGUCAAUUAUGGCAGUGGUGAUGACAACUAUGGUUUGGGAGGGGGAGGAUAUGGAAGGAGCAGUAGCACAAUGUCAGCACCGGCUUCAUCAUUUUCUGCGCCAGCUGGCAGCUUUGAAGGGUCCUAUGGUGACUUGUAUCGCAGUGGUUCAGUUUAUGGUGAUUCAACUUGGCGGUCUGCUACUUCUGAGUUAGAUGGUUCUGGUUCAUUUGAUUAUGGACUUGGCAAUUUAUCCUCAGAUGUUACAGCAAAUAGUUCUGAGGGUUAUGCUGGGAGUUACAGUGUUGCAAAUAGACAACCAAAUAGAGGAAUUGCUGCCUAGGAAAUACACUAUUUUGAUGUUGAAAGGUAUAACAUAGGUGAACGGAAUCUGAUGGAACAGAUUAAGGAUUGCAAUUGUGGUAAAGGUCCUCCUUGUUUCAUGUCAGCUUAUAAUGAAAUUGAUGUUAUAGUGCUAACGGGGUUCUUGAUUUCAAACAUACACAUUCAGAGAGAGCAGUUAAAAGAGUUCUAUAAGGUUUGCAUUUUUUUUCUUUUCUUUCUUUUUCCUUUUUAAAUAGCAAAGAAUUUAGGCUCUUUUCUUCGCAUUUGAGUGAGGUGUAAAAUCAGAUUGCGGGAUAUAUAAUCAGGAAGAUUAUACCGUGCAUCUCCAGUGAGCUGUGCUAGCGGUAGCACAUCAAACAAUAGACUUAAUUUUUCCUUUUUUUACAAAUUCUGUAAUGCCUGGCAAGGUUGCUGGCUUGUGUUUCGUAAAUUUUCUUUGCAUUUCAUCUGAGAUUGUUUUUCUCUCAGAUUGUAAGUGAGUUUUCUCUCAAAUUUGUUAGUGUGAAAACAUUAGAGGGAUGCCCUUCUAACAUCCCUAUCAAAUAAGUUACAGAAUACUCUGAUUCAUUAAAAGCCUGAAUAUCAU